AUGGAGUACGAUACCAAGACCUCGGUUUCCUCUACCUCGGACAAGACAUCCUUUGCAUACAUCUCUGCGAGAGACCGCUGGCCGAUCAUUCUCACUGGAGCAAUCGACGAUGUUUACAAGGCCGUAUCGGACACAGCAGACGAGGCAAAGCGGGACGAGGGAAAGAGAAUCGUGGAGGAGCUGGCAAAGCUCAAAUACGAGCUGCAGCACGAUCGGAAGUUAACGCCUCUGCUGGAUGAUGGGGAGGCGGAUGUUGCAGGGUACAAUCAGGAGCUGGAGCAAUUGGGAAACCCCUCCUGGUUCAAUAUUCCCUGGCUCUACGCAGAAUGCUACCUCUACCGACGGAUCGCAACCUCCUUUGCACUUUCCAAGUACUGGAAGUCCUACGAUGUCUUUGCUGUCCAAAAGAUGUCCACCUUCCGCUCCUCGCGCCCAGCCGUUAUCGAACUCGCGGGCCGGUACCACGAGCUGAUAAAUGAGAUGAAGAGCAAAGACGAGAAGUCCGAGAAGGAAAUUGCUGAGGUAGAGAAGAUCCUCUUCAUGGAGAUGUGCGAAAUCUGUUUGUGGGGAAAUGCUACGGAUCUGUCACUCCUGACAUCUCUUACGUACGAGGAUAUCCAGAAACUCCAAGGAUCGGAAGCACGGAAAAAUUCAGAGAAGAACAUCAUCGUGAAUGAUCUGGAGGCUGCCUACGAUACCCUGAAAAAAGCCAAGGUGGAUGGGAAGAAGUACAGGCAGGUUGAUAUCGUGCUGGAUAAUGCUGGUUUCGAGCUGUAUGUGGACCUCAUCCUAGCUGGAUUCCUCCUUUCUGCCAACCUUGCCACGAAUGUCAUACUGCACCCGAAAUCAAUUCCCUGGUUCGUUUCAGACGUCCUGCCAGGUGAUUUCGCGGCUCUUCUUAAUGCCUUGGCAGCACCUCAAGCAUUUUACUCAACGCCUUCGGCCGACGAACAAGCUGCCGACAAGAAACCAACCCCACUCAACCAAAAAGAGAUCGACGAACUGUCAUUCUUGUUCUCGGAGUGGAGUAAGUUCCAUGCUGAAGGACAACUGACGCUUCGCUCAAACCGGUUCUGGACUGAAGGAGGCAGCUUCUGGAGAUUGCCAGGCACCGCUCCGAGACUUCACGCGGAUCUAAAGGAAAGCGAGCUUGUUAUUUUCAAGGGAGAUCUAAAUUACAGAAAGUUGACUGGAGAUGCAAGCAAACCCUCCCGCCAAACUUACAGGAAACAAGCCAUCGGUCCUCUCGGCCCCGGAUCCGGCGUCAAUGUUCUUGCUUUGAGGACAUGCAAGGCCGACGUCGUGGUCGGUCUCAAGCCAGGCCAAGACGAGGAGCUGAGAGCAAUGGAGGGAGGGGGUGGCGAGAGCGGAAAGCGUGAGUGGGCUUGGAGUGGAAAAUGGGCCGUGGUGUCCUUUUCCGCUGGCCGAUGA
This is a messenger RNA of Drepanopeziza brunnea f. sp. 'multigermtubi' MB_m1, 1431 nucleotides long. Lineage: Eukaryota; Fungi; Ascomycota; Leotiomycetes; Helotiales; Drepanopezizaceae. The record is from RefSeq and is a predicted model, not a curated record.